This is a messenger RNA of Cydia strobilella, 3133 nucleotides long. RefSeq names its product pre-rRNA-processing protein TSR2 homolog. NCBI's taxonomy places the organism in Eukaryota, Metazoa, Arthropoda, Insecta, Lepidoptera, Tortricidae. Gene Ontology annotation, cellular component: nucleus. Gene Ontology annotation, biological process: maturation of SSU-rRNA from tricistronic rRNA transcript (SSU-rRNA, 5.8S rRNA, LSU-rRNA). The transcript is spliced from 5 exons. The record is from RefSeq and is a predicted model, not a curated record. Bases 178 to 969 code for a protein of 263 amino acids.
AAUGAUAAUGAAUUUCGCAAGUUUCGCACUUUCGCAAAUUCGCAUACAAUUCAUGUUAUUGAGUUAUCUUUCUGUUAUUAUUUUGAUUAGAAUUAGAUUAAUAUAAUACAAUACAGUCGAAGAUACAUUCUAAUAAAAAUAAAUAUGAUCAUAUGAAUCUUAUUUAAUUUUUCUAAAAUGUUGUAUGACCAGUUUAAACCACUUGUAGACCUCGUAUUGAACAAUUGGACAGCAUUACAGUUGGCAGUAGAACAGGGCCUGGGUGCACCGGGUGGUGAAAAGACUGCCCAACUCAUGUCAGUUUACGUCGCCCGGUACUGCGUGGAAAACAUAGUAGAUAUUGAAAAUGUUACUGAAGUGCUAGAAGACUUGAUGGACGAAGAGUUCGAAACUGCCUGCCAUGAUAAUUCACCCAAAGAGGUGGCAACAUUACUCCUACAAUACCUGGCACUGCUCAAAGAGGGUAGACAAGAAGAACUGCAAGCAAGAGUUGCUGCUAUGCCUACAUGUCGAAAAUGGCUAAAUCAGCCAGCUUGUUGUAAAUCUAUUCCACCACAGAGUCACGGCAAUCCGGAUGAUGACACUACUAGCAGCAGCGAUGAAGAUGACCUUUCAAACAAACCAUUGAAUGGCAAAGGAUCUUCAUUAAACUACAACACCGAACCUGAAGUAGUGGACAAAGAGAAAGGGCCAGUUCGGACUGUAGUGAGAACCAGAAGAAAAAAGGAGGCAGAGUACUUGGGAUGCUUCAUUUUGGCGGCAUACUCCGCGGCAGUACCAGCAGACCUGACAGUGAGACUCAAGUGGGACGGCGCAAAUGUACUCACGCACGUUGCAUCCCACAAGAGGCAUCGUCCCCUCUGCCAUGGAACCAAUGUCAGACCAUCAGGCCUCUUGCAUCCGUGCGGCACAACCCUGGAGGGUCCAAAACGCAAGGAAUAUUGGCCGACACCAAAGCCCUGCGGAUGACAUCAUUGAUGGCAUGAUGCAUGGAUAAACAACCCGCGCACUUCAUCAAUGACAGCUAGGUGACACUGACAGUUGACAUCGUUUUUUUGUCUAUCUCAUCAAUUAAAUCACGUGCACAGGCAUUAGUGCCUGAUCUGCUAUUAAAUUUCUCAAACGUCAUCUCGGUCACUUAAAAAAAAUAUAUAAUAAAUAAUACGAAAUAAAAAUAAAAAGCUGCAUUUCCGUGAUCGUUAUGACGAAUAGGUACUAUCGGAUAAAAAUAUAAUUUGCCUAAGACUUUACCUACCCAAUAGGCUAUUUGACUAAUUUUUGAAAAUAGUUUUAAUUGAUUGUUUAUGACGUAAUAAUUACACUACAUUGAUAUUUCCGUGAAAUUUCCUGUAUUAAAUAUAAAAAAAAAACAAUGUUAGUUUAUUUAUUUUGAACGCGCCUUAAACGCUGUUUUGCAAAGGGGUAAUCACGUGACACGUGUGACGUCACACGCGAGUAAACUCAGUCAAUGACCUUAGUAAAUCUUAUGGUUUAUGUGCAUUGAAUUGAUUAUUUCACUGUAAAAUGGUAUAUAAAUGGUGUAUAGUGCCGCAAUGUUCAAGUACGACUAUAAAAAAUUCAGAUAAAUUGUUUGUUUCCGUUCCAACGAAUCCCAAAAAAAGAAAAAUGUGGUUAAAACUAGCGCGAAGAUACCCAAAGAGCAUUUUAGCGCAUACAAAUGUUUUUAUGUGUGAAGACCACUUCGAUGUAAGUAAUAUUUAACUGUAAAUAAAUAUGGUAGUUAAAGCAGCGGAUUUUGUUGUAUUUAACGAAACAAGAUCAUGGUAUUUAAUGUAUUACUACAUAACCUCAAAACAUAGCUCUUUCAGCAUUAGUAGGUAGUUAGUAGCAUACUUUUUCUUUCAAACUAAAGUGCAGUAUGGAGAUACUAUUCUCGUCAUCGUAUUCUAUAUAUAUAUCGUCGUCGUAUUUGUAUCAUCGAAAUAGAAAUGUUUGUAAAUAAACAAUUUCUACGUAUACUCACACAGCUGUUUUUACAUUUCUAAGUUCCGCAGCAUAGUAAUCCAGAUUAUCUUUAAAGAAAAGUGCAACCAUUAAUGCGUCUAUGUCUGGUAGGUUACCGCUAUCAGCUUUCACAUAUUUCGGCUCCAUUUUGAGAUUCUUAUGAAUAUUGUGCUACUAGAUAUACGGAUAAAUCGGAAUAUAUCAGAAAACUGUGGAACAAUAACUAAAAUUAACUAAAUACAAAUAAAACGGUUAAAACACUCAAGGCAAUCAAGAAUGUUUACCCGCGUGUGACGUCAUUCGAGCGUUGACCAAUCACAGAGCGUUCACGUCCCUGAUAAAAUUUCAAAAAAUAUUAAAUUUUCUUUCGUUUAUAUUCCAAAAACUAAACAUAAUUUACUACAUUCAAAUAUAGUGAAAUAUACUUUAUUAGUUUAUUAUCUUUCAGGAUGACAGCAAUUCGUUAUAUAUUUUUAAUGUUGUCAAAUACCCUAUUGUACAUAUUAGCAGCGUGCCAGUAUGUCAGGUCUAAUCUUGGUAGGUAUAAAACUAACUGUAGCCGCGGUGAGAACAACCGCAGGCAGCCAAUGUUGAUUGCCCCCGUCAAGCGACUCGCUAAGCUCAGGAGUUCACACAAUGUCUUUGGGGCCAAGAUCUACAACUCUGUCCCGACUGAUAUAAAGUCAGCGAAAAGUGACAAUGAGUUUACAAGGAAACUCUAAUCGCUGCUAGUCGCACAGGCAGGCUACAGCGUAGACGAGUUUCUUCGUGGAGCUCAUUACCUAAAACGUUUUCUAAACAUGUAAUAUUAGGUAUUAUUUACUGUGUUUAAUUAAUUAUGCGUAGUUUGAGAUUUUGUUGUAAAUGUUUAUACAUUUAUAGUUCAUGCUUAUGCAAAUGUUAGAAUAUGUAAAUAUUAUUAGUAUUGUAAUCUCACUAUGUACAUAAAUAUGAUUGUAAUGUAAUCUACAUUAAUGAUUGAAAUAAUGAUUUUACCAAUAAAUAAAUCAAUCAAUCAAUGAUGAUUCAGCAUGUAUGUAAUCGAGUUUCUUAUUAUUCACUAUUUUAACUAUUUUUAUAAAAAAUAAUAAGCGCCAGAAUAGGCCAAUUUGCCCAGAAGAUUACCUAACAAUGUUGUCCUAUAGAUGAAUAAACCAGUAUAAAUAAU